Schistosoma intercalatum is the source of this 3359-nucleotide messenger RNA. The record is from the annotation of a GenBank genome assembly. Lineage: Eukaryota; Metazoa; Platyhelminthes; Trematoda; Strigeidida; Schistosomatidae.
ACGCAAUUCUUCUAGACAUGGUGACAGUUUUAGUGAAUCAAGCUCAGAAAGUGAAACUGAAUUGGAAGAUGAUAUCCCAGAGCGUAGACAAGAUGCAAACGCUGACUUACCAUCUGAAUAUUGGCAAAUUGGCAAGAUAAUUAAAUAUCUAAAGGUUCGUGAUACUAUUAUUUUUUUUAAUUUAGCGAAAACAUCGAUGUCUAUGUGGUAGCUUACCUGAGAAUGGAAAAUAGUCUCGUUCAUCUGUAAUUUGUUAUAAUUUAUAUACAUAAAACAGAUUUAGCCAGUUCGAGAAUAAUAGAUGACCGUGAAAUAGGGGUUUCAUUUUAAGUGAUAUCCGCCGCUUUAUACAAAAUAUGUAUUGAAUUCCAUAUAAAUUUCAUGUUAAUAGUUUUGAGGAUUGAACGAUGAAUACUAAUAGAGUACAUAUUGACCUAUUAUUUGGCCUUAUUUUGUAAUAUCUUCAAAGUUUGAUUAAAUGUACUAUGAUAUUAAAUGAUGAAACAGAUUACCAACUAUCCGAGAUUUAAUUUUAGGGAUCUUGCACGAAAAUUUAUGAGAAGUUCUAUAACAGUAUAAAGUAAUUCUAAAGGUCUUUAUGUAAUUAUCGACCUGAAAAAAUCACUGUCAAAUUUACCAAGAUUUAAUCCAUCAAAUUAACGUAAAUAAUAGUAUAGAAGUAACGUAAAUGUUCAAUAUACUUCAAAUAUGUAUAUAUUUUAAAUACGUAACCAAUUAAUACUUAAUGUAUGUUUUUUCUCACAACCAAGAGAUUAUUAACUACUUUGUUAGAUGAGCAAUACAUUCUCGUAACUAUUACACACGUUUCAGUCGGCUUCAGAACGAUUAGACAGUAUGCUUGACGAGUUUAAACAAGUGAGAAAUGUUGACAUCAAGUUUCCUGUUGGAUACUUUUCUUUUUUUCACAAAAUAAAACUUUAUCACCUUCUGUAGAUGAACUUUAAAAAGUCUGAUUAUAAUGACGUAAUGCUUACUUUUUAUGAUAUCUUUUUGUACAUAUUUUACAAGGGUGGAAAUCAAACAUCAACUAUCAUAUCCUUAUGUGCCUUGAAAGAUAUGCCUUUAAAAACUGAAAUUUGUCAACUUGCUGUUCGUGAUGUUGGAGGAAUUGAAGUACUCAUUAAUUUACUUGAAACAGAUGAAGUUCGUUGUAAACUUGGUUCAUUGAAAAUUUUAAAAGAAAUUACUAAAAAUCCACAAAUACGUAAAUCUGUUACUGAUAUUGGUGGUUUACAACCACUUGUCAACUUGUUACGUAGUUUAAAUCGUGAUUUGAAAUGUUUAUGCGCUGAAGUUAUAGCAAAUGUGGCUAAUUGUCAUCGAGCAAGACGUACAGUUAGACAAUAUGGUGGUAUAAAAUAUUUGGUUGCCUUACUCGAUUGUCCAAGCUUAAAUAGUGUACCAAUGACUAGUGAAGUUGAAAGAGAUAUUGAAGUAGCACGAUGUGGUGCAUUAGCUUUAUGGUCAUGCAGUAAAUCUAGAAAGAAUAAAUUAGCUAUGAAACAUGCAGGUGUCAUACCAUUAUUAGUUCGUCUAUUAAAAUCUCCACAUGAAAAUAUGCUUAUUCCAGUUGUAGGAACAUUACAAGAAUGUGCUUCUGAAGAAAGCUAUCGUAUUGCUAUUCGUACAGAAGGUAUGAUUGGUGAUUUAGUAAAAAAUUUAAAACGUGACAAUGAUGAACUUCAAAUGCAUUGUGCCUCUACAAUAUUUAAAUGUGCAGAAGAGCCCGAAACACGUGAUCUAGUUCGUACAUAUAAUGGUUUAGAACCAUUGGUAAUAUUGUUAAGUAAACAAUCUAAUAAAGAAUUAUUAGCAGCUGUCACUGGUGCUAUUUGGAAAUGUGCAAUUUCAAAAGAAAAUGUAAAACAAUUUCAAAAACUUGGAACAAUUGAACAAUUAGUUGGUUUAUUGAAUGAACAACCAGAAGAAGUUUUAGUAAAUGUAGUCGGUGCACUUAGUGAAAUGGCCAAAGAUCCAAGUAAUCGUAGUACAAUACGUAAAGCUGGAGGAAUUCCGUCAUUAGUUUCUCUGCUUACAAGAACAAACCAAGAGCUGCUUACGAAUACAACUAAAGCUGUUGGAAAAUGUGCAGAAGAAGCUGAUAGUAUGAGUAUCAUUGAAAAUUUGGAUGGUGUACGUUUACUUUGGUCAUUGUUAAAGAAUCCUAAUCCAAAAGUACAAUCUUAUGCUGCCUGGGCUUUAUGUCCAUGUAUCCAAAAUGCAAAGGAUGCUGGUGAACUAGUACGUUCAUUUGUUGGUGGACUUGAAUUAAUUGUCAGUUUAUUAAAUUCAAAGGAUUUGGAGGUCUUAGCUGCUGUUUGCGCCGCUGUUUCAAAAAUUGCAGAGGAUGAAGAAAAUCUAGCUGUAAUUACUGAUCAUGGUGUAGUCCCAUUAUUAUCACGUUUGACACACACGAAAGAUGAUCGCCUUCGAUGUCCACUAACCGAUGCUAUAGCAAAGUGCUGUACAUGGGGAACAAAUCGCAUUGAUUUUGGCCGUGCUGGUGCUGUUAUACCUAUUGUUCGUUAUCUUAAAUCAUCGGAUCCAAAUGUUCAUAGAUCAACUGCAAAAGCAUUAUUUCAACUCAGUCGUGAUCCAAAUAAUUGUGUUUCAAUGCAUCAAGUCAAUGUGGUAAAGUACUUAUUACAAAUGGUCGGCUCUUCAGAUCCAGAACUUCAAACUGCCAGUGCUGGUUGUAUAAGUAAUAUAAGGAGGUUAGCUUUAGCAAAUGAAAAAGUUCAUUUGACAAAAUUACAUGAAAAAGUUAAAUUCAAUGGUGUUAAAAAUUCAACUGUUAAAAAAUCAUCAAAAAAUAAAUCAAGUCCUAAUCAUCAUCAUCAUCAUCAUCAUCAUCAUCAACAUCAAGAACACUAUCGACAACAAGAAGAUCAAGAACCACAACAAAAUCAUUCACAUGAAGAAACAGAUUUCAAUGAGAAAUCAAUUGUCAGUGAUGAUCAUAUUUCUAAUCUUGAUGAUACAGCUGUUCGUACAACGCUACCUGAUACCAUAGAAACACCUUCUGGAGAAGUGGAUAAUUCCUUAAAAGCAUCACCACAAAUUGUAACAGAUUCAAAUAUUUCAUCACCAAAAUAAGACAGAUAUUAUUUUAGAAUUAGCUAUCUUCAACUUUCAUUCCAUUACGUAAUUGAACUGGGGUAAACAUAAAACUAUGUAUUCACAUAAGUUUAUAGGAUAUAUGUGACUGGUGAUUAUAAUCAUCGUGAAUAAUAAUUGACUAUCCUGUCAUUUCAAUAAAGCUAAUAUAUACGUAUAUGUAGAUGUUGUCCUGACAAGUUAAUACCUCUAUGAAUAACAAUAAAUGAUAACUAUAAAGU